Messenger RNA from Schistosoma haematobium, 7054 nucleotides. Its product is annotated as Tyrosine-protein kinase abl2. The transcript has 15 exons. NCBI's taxonomy places the organism in Eukaryota, Metazoa, Platyhelminthes, Trematoda, Strigeidida, Schistosomatidae. The coding region runs from base 99 to 5378 and encodes 1759 amino acids. The record is from RefSeq and is a predicted model, not a curated record. Gene Ontology annotation, biological process: protein phosphorylation. Gene Ontology annotation, molecular function: ATP binding; protein tyrosine kinase activity.
AUUUACUGAGCGCCAAAUGUGUAUGUAAUGUUCCAGGGGCGGGGCUUUAAUAUUGAUGAAAGCUUGUGAGCUUCCGAUGAAGUGGAGUCGGAUAUCUGAUGGGAGGAUAUAAUAGUAAACUGACAGUACCAAAAGAUGAGCCAAAUCUCAUGAGUAGGGUUGAUACUUCUGACCUGAGCAAAAACCCUAAACUGGCUGACCUCAACAAAGUUGACGAAAAACUAGCUGAUAUUCGUUCUUACACAAAGAUGGAUGCGCAAAAUUCUAACGAUUCCUUCAUGCUGGGUCGAGGAGGUAUUAUGGUCGUAUUAUACGACUUCGCCGAAUCAAUGAGUUCUCAAAUCAGCAUUAAGCGAGGUGAAUUGGUACGCCUUUUAAGCUAUAGUCCAGCUGGAGACUGGUCUGAGGUGGAAGCUUCUAUUGUCUUACCACCUCUCCCCAAACCUGAACCGGGUAGUUCUACUUCCGGGUCAGAAAGUCAUCCUUCUCAAUGCACAGGUGGAGCUACUGUAAAGCAUAAUCAUGGGCCCACCAGGGAAACUGGGAACAGUGUAAAUACUUGUAUGUAUUUGUUCAAUAAUUACAGACGUGGAUGGGUACCAACGAGUUACUUAGCUAUUACAAAUGUCUUCCAAAGUUCUGCUCCUUCAAAACAGUCUUAUUCACAACAGUUGAUUAGUUGUGAAGGUUCAGAAAAGCCAAAUUGCUCAGUUAAUGCCCCUUGUUUAUCUAAUUCACAACCAAUUAUUACAAAUGACCAUAUGCAAUCACGGGUACAAAACGUAUCAAACAAGGGACCUGUUCAUCAUUUAAUGAUGGAUUCAUCGCCUCUAAGUCUUUUAGAACCAAGUCUUCUUCCAUAUUCAUGGUAUCAUGGUGCUGUCUCAAGACAAGCUGGAGAACAUCUCCUUCGAAGUGGUAUCACAGGUUCUUUUCUGGUUAGAGCAUCAGAGUCUGCACCUGGUCAACUUUCUGUAACUGUGCGCCACUUAGGAAGAGUCUAUCAUUAUCGUAUUAGUCAGGACAGCAGAGGACUAUUCUAUAUAACGGAAGCUCAUCGAUUCCCGACCGUCGUUCAACUAAUUGAGCACCAUUCUCGUUCUGCUGAUGGUUUGGUUUGUCCACUUCUUUAUUCAGUACCGAAACCGCAAUUUUUAAAUCAACCCAUGCAACAAUCUUGCUACUCAUCUGUCCCUCAAACACUACCCAGUUCAAGAAUACCUGGUCAAAAUCAGUUUGAAGUCAAUCCCAUUGUUCAUCAAUCAAAUGCUGAAAUAUCUAACUUCCCUUUAACUCAUAUAAAUCCCGUAUCACAUGUGCCCAGACCAUUUCAUCAAAGUCAUAUAAACAAUUCAGAAAGAUUAAGUGCUUGUAGUGAUUCUAUCGGAAGUAUGGAAUUUGAUGGAUGGGAAAUUGAUAGGUCCGAAAUUAUUAUGCGUCAAAAAUUGGGCUGUGGUCAAUAUGGUGAUGUAUAUGAAGCUGUAUGGAAACGUUUUAACUCUGUUGUUGCAGUAAAAACACUGAAACAAGAUGUUAAUUUGAAUGUCAAUGAUUUUCUCAAAGAAGCUGCUAUUAUGAAGAAGUUACGUAAUAGGAAUUUAGUUCAAUUAUUAGGCGUAUGUACUCGAGAACCGCCCCUUUACUUAAUUACGGAAUAUAUGCCAAAUGGGAAUUUAUUGAAUUAUUUACGUACACGUAGUCCAGGUGAACUCACCCCGCUUACUCUACUUUAUAUGGCUGUUCAAAUCGCCUCUGGAAUGGCGUAUUUAGAAGCUAAUAAUUUUAUCCACAGGGAUUUAGCUGCUAGAAAUUGUUUAGUGGGUGAUCAACAUUUGAUCAAAGUUGCGGAUUUUGGUUUAGCACGUUACAUGCAACGGCAAGACACUUAUACUGCUCGUAAUGGUGCUAAAUUCCCUAUUAAAUGGACUGCUCCUGAAGGUCUUUCUUACUAUUUGUUCUCAUCAAAAUCGGAUGUAUGGGCUUUUGGUGUAGUCCUAUGGGAACUUGCCACCUAUGGUCUUUCACCUUAUCCUGGAGUUGAAUUGCAUGAUGUUUAUCAUCUUUUAGAGAAAGGUUACAGAAUGGAACGGCCACAUGGAUGCCCAGAAGCAGUUUAUUCUAUAAUGUUAAGAUGUUGGUCUUGGGAUCCUAAUUUGCGGCCUUCAUUCAGUGAAAUCCAUGCAGAACUAGAACAAAUGUAUACAACUAUGAACAUUGAAGCUGAAGUUGCUUUGGAAUUGGAAAAGCAACCUGUUAAUUUUAUCCAACAACAACAACAACAACAACCACUUGUGAGUUCAAACAGAUUCACAGAAAUACAACCACAAGAUUUACAAGGCAAUUCAGUAAAUCAAUUUAAUAUGGUCUUCAAGGAGUCUUUACCAAAUAGUUUUAUAUCAACAGAAAUUGUGAAUUCGGAUCAUGUCGUUUCUAGACAUAAUAACGCUAUUCAUUCCACGUCGAAUAUAGAUUUCACCGGUAAUAAUGUUGAAUCAAGUCGACCGAAUCCAAUAUCUUCUUAUGUUACAAUGAAUUCUGUUGCUAAUCACUCAAUACAUCAUCAUGUUGAAAAUAAUAUUACUUCACUUAAUAACAAUAAUAAUAUUAAUUGUAUAAAACAAGAAAAGACUAUAUUUAUUGGUCAGAAUCGUUUGUCUAAAGAUAAACAUUCAGUUCUUCCUUCUCCUUCAUCAUCUGGCGGUGGAGUUGGUGGCAGUGAUCAUUUUGGUCGUAUUACUGAUAAUUUAGCUGCUGUUUCACUUGACAAUGACAAUGAUGAUAAUGAUAAUAUUGAUGACGAUGAUGAUGAUGAUGAUGAUGAUGAUGAUGGUGAUAAUCAAAAUAAACACUCGGCUAGUUCAAAUAAUCAUGCUGUUCAACGUGAAAGUAAUUCGGAGAUAAAUCCAGAUCAUAUUCUAUUACCCACUAGCAGUUUAGGUCAGGUUAAAUUUUUACCAUGCGGCCCACAAAAUAAAUCCAUACAUGAAUCUAACCAAAAUGGAUUUCCUAAUUUGAUUCAAUGUCGAACACCAUUUUCAUCAAAUUGUUUAACACAAACACAAUAUUCACCGGCUUCAUUAUCUGAUAAUGGAUUUUUACCUUUCGGUGAAAAAUUAUGUUACUUUAUCCCAAUGAGUAAUAAUUUAUCUUAUCAACCUAAUUCACAUAUUACCUCGUCAAAUAUUACACAAAAUUGUGGUACUUCAAAUCUUUCUCAAUUUUCCAAUAAUAAUUCAGCUUCCAUAGUUUCUAAAAUUCCUAACUUAAAUGUUGGUAAUUCAACAAAAGUGGUGAAUGAUCGAUCAGCUAUUCGAACGAAUCGUUCUAUUCAUCGUAAUGUUACCUCUGGUUGUAAUACUCAGACUAGUUCUCAACAAAAUGGUACAACACGUAGUCAAGAUACGGAUACACCAGAUGAAAGUGGUGUUGGUGAAUCGAUUAUUUCAAACGAAUCUCCUGCAGAAAGUCGAGCAUGUGGCGGUGGGAUAAUGAGUAAUGCUGUCGGUGUUGGUGUAAUUGCUACUAUGAAUUCGAUAACACCAAGUGGACCCUGUCAAGUUGAUUGGCGUUUAAAUGUGCCGUUUGAAGUGUCCAUGUCAAUUGAUGAUUAUUCUCAACAUUUUCAUCAUGCACAAAUAAUAACUCCUUCUUCAAAUGUUAUUCACCAUCCACAUUCCUAUCCAUAUUUAUUUCAAACUACUAAUACUUCUACAACAACGACUACUACUAUCAAUACCAUUACUUCUCAUAUUUCUUCUGCCUCAUCAUCUACUCAAUUCAAUGUUAAUCCAUUAAUGGAACAAUUCUCUACAAUACCACCUCACGAUAGAAUUGGAAGUUAUUUAAAAAGUUUGGGUGAAUUAGAUACCAGUGGUGGUCGUCAUCAUCGUUGUAACGAACCACCAACAUUUGCUUAUCACCAAUCGCAACCAAAUGAAUCAAAUUUACCAACUGAUAUACUUGAUGUAAAUGAUAAAACAUUUAAUCAUCCAUCGAACUUUUUACAUUAUCUCCCACCGCCACCACCACCGGUGCCUCCCCCACCUCAUUCAUCAAUAAUGGAAUGCUGCAAUUCGCCGUUGUUACCUCCUACAUCUACCACCAAUAAUGCUUCAAUUCAAUUAAGCUCGCACGUAACUUCAACCGGGGAAAUUUCAAAGUCAAAUAUUUCUCACCCGAUUUCUCCUGUACAACGUAGUAAGCAAUAUUUUCAUUCAAAAGAAAUAAGGGAUGGUGAGACCGGAACAAAUAUGAACCAGCCAAUCAACUGUUUAUCGUCUAACAAUCAAAAUAUAUCUCAAUUGAAAGCUUCGUCUGAACAGAAUAACAUAGUUGUUGAUGAAUCUUCUUUGAAUCAUAAUAACAGUAGCAACAAUGAUACUGAUAUUAAAGAUAUGCAUCCUAAUACUUCUUAUUCCAAGAUUUCUCAGGCACGCCGACGUAAUAGAGUAGAUAUAGAACGUGCUGUUAGUGGUAAUGCUGGACACCUGGACUAUCCAGGAGUAGGGCGACGUCAUUUACCACUGGAUGAUCGAUCAGAAGAGGAAUCGAAUACGGAAGAAGUUCCAAGAUCAUUCGAGGAUGAGACUUUAUCCAUCGCGUCUGACUCUCCGAACAAUUCUCAAGAUAAUUCAAUAUCGAUUAAACCCGAUGCAGACCUUUCAGGUGGUGGUGAAGGAGACGAUGUUUACCAGGCGCCAGAUUCUUACUAUUUACCAAAUGUUGGUAAUAAUAAUAAUAAUAAUUCGAAUUCACAAAAUUUACAACUUAACUCUACUUCACAGGAAUCAAUUACAAAUCUACUUGAAAGAUCUAUUGAAUUAGUCAGUUGGACUAAAGAUCUAUGUAGUUAUUGUGAAAUGGAAUAUGAGAUCCCGAAUGCAUCGUUCAUUGAACUAUCGAAUUGUUUAGAUUCUUUUCGUAUUGAAUUAGAAGCCUAUAUUGUGGAACAUAUAAGCAAUAAUCCAAAUCUUACUAAAACUAUCUUAAUUUCAUGUGAUAAUCUAGGUAAACUAACUACAAAUUUAUCUUUGCAUUUAAAGACUAUGGAAAUUGAUAAACCUGCCUUUAGUGUACAUUGUAAUUCUUGUCAUUUGUGUUUAAAAGAAAUUCAUGAACAUAUCGUACAACUUUUAAAUAAGUCAAAAGUAACCAAUGAGGUAACCACUACCGCGGUCACCACUGGUUCUACCACGUCUGUUACUAAUCAAACUCAUUUACAUGAUGAUCGAUCGUUUAGUACUACUGCUAAUAAUACUGUUACUACUACUACUACUACUACUACUACUACUACUACUACUACUACUACUACUACUACUACUACUACUACUACUACUACUACUACUACUACUACUACUCAUGUAUUUGGGAAAGUUUAACUUCUGAAUUUUACUAUUUUGUGUUUGUUUCUUCACUCACUGCGUAUGCGCAUAUCUUUUUGUAUAUGCUUCAUUCUGUUGCAAUUAUUAUUCAUAGUCUACAAGAUUCUUAUUGUUUAAAAGCUAAUUGUUUUGAUUUCUUUCUGAAUUGAUCAACAUUAAUAAGUGUCCGGGAUUCAGAAAUAGCCAUCACAUCAUUUACACAUAUACUUGUUGUUUUGUUCAACUGAAACGUUAUCAUAUUUCAAAUUUUCACCUCAUUCAAAUUACACCAAUGUCUUUCGAAUAUUCACUUUUCUAUCAUUUAUAUAUAUGAUUGGGCGAUCGACUGAUCUGAUCGUCUCAUGACAGAAACUAAUUUUACAUAAUUUCAAUCAUCUCUAUUUACCCCAUUGUUUACUACUGUAAAAGUCAUACAAUGUUAUCAUAUCUGUAUAAAGUUCAUUUUGCAUGUUGGUGUUUUUUUUGCUCAUUUCUUCGUUUUAAAUUUAUAUCAUUUUUGACACUGUGUUUUUUCCUCUCUGUUUGUUUUCUUUUCCGAUUUCUCACCUUUUAUUUUCACUCGGAAUAUGUGAUUUACACUAUCUUAAUUAUCUAUAAAAAUAAUACCACAAUUGUUUUUUUGUCAACCAAUUUUUUUCCGGUUGUUGUUUCAUCAGAAAACUAAGUCAGACGAUCAGUUUCUAUGGUGAAUAUAUUGAGUAUACAUACACACAAAUUCGGAGAGAGAUAGUCUGUGUUAUUCCCACUUUAUGUGUAAUAAUAAUAAUAGUUAAAUCUCGUUUUUGACAUUCUCUUGUUUACCUUUGUAUACAUAAAUAAUAAUACAACAUUGAUAAUCUUUUGACUUGUGUACACACGAAUUGAUUGUGCAUUCUAAUGGGUGACCCAUUUAGUGUGAUAUAAAAUUCUAUGUUACGUCUUUACAUUCUGAAAAUGAAAUUUAAUUUAUUUUCCUGUCAAAAUAACAUUAAUUUAAAUAACAACAAAUGUGUGUUUCAAAUUUUACUCAUAAACAACAAUUUUGACACAAUAAUGCCAAGUAAAUAAAAGUUUUUAAAAGUCCCCUAUGUAUAUCAUUAUAUAAAUACAUAAUGAAAGAGACAUAAUAUCGAUUGCUAUUAGUAACUGAUAAUAAUAAUGAUAAAAUUAUUUUUUUCCUUUUUGAAUUCUUACUUGAAGUAUUUAAAACAUUUCUUCCUAUUGCCAUUGUACUUAUCAAUAGUUUUUCUCCUUUCAUAUUGAGAUAAAACUAAUAACCAAUGUAUUGAUUAUUGUAUGAAUUAAAGAAUGUCAGUGAAUGAGUAUUGUUGAACAGUGGGAAAUACGUUUCCUACAUCUUCAUUUAUUACCGAGUGAUAUGUGUGUAUCGUAUACUGUUAGUAAAUAAAAUCUUAUCGUUAGUCAUUCCUAGUCUUGUUUAUAUCAUCAUGGAUGUGAAAAGUAAAUGUCUGUAUGUUUCGAUAUAUUUUUAAUAAAUUAUUUACUACAUAGGUAGAGAUUGCAAAACAAUCAACCUUUCUUCCGAACUCGUAAUAGAAACCCUUUUUAUGAUGUUAUGUUGAUCCGUUUCCUGUAUUCCUUUUUAAUAUGUUUUGAAAUGUAUUGAAUACAGUUUAAAACAUACGUUAAAACCUGAUUGAAAGAUGAUAUUAAUGGAUGAAUUAAUAAGAUAA